Phytophthora sojae is the source of this 261-nucleotide messenger RNA. RefSeq lists its product as hypothetical. NCBI's taxonomy places the organism in Eukaryota, Oomycota, Peronosporomycetes, Peronosporales, Peronosporaceae. The record is from RefSeq and is a predicted model, not a curated record. The transcript has a single exon. Bases 1 to 261 code for a protein of 86 amino acids.
AUGCGAGAGCUGGAUGAUCUGAAGGGGUUGUUCGAUGACAACUACAUCACCUCGCUCAGGAACGGAGAGAGAGACGGUAGCGAGCUCGAGAUUUUCGCAGCGGCUCAGCUGCAUUCCAGCAAUAUUCAGGUAAAAACACUCAACGACGAGUGCAGGGUCACCUCAGCAUACACAUACGCCGUCACGAACCCUUUUCGAUCCGUUUGUAUUGCUCGGCAGGGAUCAUAUUAUGCCGUGCAGGUAGAUGGUAUGCACAUUUAA